Molecule: messenger RNA, 2059 nt
Organism: Solanum dulcamara
Lineage: Eukaryota; Viridiplantae; Streptophyta; Magnoliopsida; Solanales; Solanaceae
Product: B3 domain-containing protein REM17-like
Exons: 16
Coding region: 32-2059 (675 amino acids)
Molecular function (GO): DNA binding
Source: RefSeq, a predicted model, not a curated record
UAGCCCUAGGAAAGAUCACUUCAUUGCCACCAUGAAAGCCUCUCCAAAGAAACCUAGCUUUUUUAAGCCCAUCUGGCCAGGUUUCAAGCAAGGAAUUAAUAUUCCUGAAGAUUUUUUGAAGUAUCUGAAGAGACACGAUCAGUAUGAACAAGCAAUACUAAGAAGGGCUGAUAAGGAGUGGCGGGUGAAAGUGAACGACGGGCGACUAGGGGACGGUUGGGAAAACUUUACAGAGAAAAAUAAUUUGCAGGAGGGUGAUAUCUUGGUGUUCAAACAUGAAGGAGAUAUGGAAUUUGAUGUUACUAUAUUUGAUUCAAAUAAUCAAUGUGAGAUAGAAGAACAACAAAAGGCACAAAAUGUUGAGGAGACUUGUGAGAAAUUUAAAUCCAAAGAAGUUCCUACACACAAGCCUUUAGGUCGUUCCCAUUUUGUAUGUACAAUUAGACCAUAUUGUUUUAAAUAUGGUUACUUGUGUCUUCCUGAAAAAUUUGUAUCAGACAACAAUCUCACGGAUAAGAAAUACGAUUUGAUUAUUAGAGAUGAAAGACAAAGAUCGUGGAAUUUAAGACUAAAUUCUCUUGGUUCGAAACGAGUCGUUCUUGAUGUUGGAUGGCCUGAAUUCAGUGCUGCAAAUGACUUAAAGGAGGGAGAUUGCGUAAUGUUUGAGAUUGUUAAUAAUGAAGAGAAACCAAUAUGGCAAUUUCAUAAGCCCCCUAAAUCCAAGUUGGGAGAACUUCCUCAAAGACAAAAUUUUAAAGAUCUGACGUUAGAAGUUGUUACUCACAAGUCUUUUGAGCCUCCUAAAUUUAAGUCGGGGGGACAUCCUCAAAGACAGAAUUGUGAAGAUCGGACAUUAGAAGUUGCUACUCACAAAUCUUUUGAUAAAGCAAAUCACAACAUCAAUUCAUCUCCCCUUGCAAAGGCCCCUAUAUCCAAGUUGACGGAAUUUCAUCAAAGACAAGAUUUUAAAGAUCGAACUUUAGAAGUUGUUACUCACAAGCCUUUUGAGCCCCCUAAUUCUAAGUCCAGGGGACUUCCUCAAAGACAAGAUUCUGAAGAUCGGAAAGUUGUUACUCUCAAGCCUUUUGACAAACCAAACCAUAACAUCAAGUCAUUUUCCCUUGCAGAGCCCCCUAAUUCUAAGUCCAGGAGACUUCCUCAAAGACAAGAUUCUGAAAAUCGGAAAGUUGUUACUCUCAAGCCUUUUGACAAACCAAACCAUAACAUCAAGUCAUUUUCCCUUGCAGAGCCCCCUAAUUCUAAGUCCAGGGGACUUCCUCAAAGACAAGAUUCUGAAGAUCGGGAAGUUGUUACUCUCAAGCCUUUUGACAAAUCAAACUACAACAUCAAGUCAUCUUCUCUUGUAGAGCCUCCUAAAUCUAAGUCAGGGAAACUUUCUCAAAGACAUAAUUCUGAAGAUCGAACAUUAGAAGUUGUUACUCACAAGUCUCCUGAGACCUCUAAAUCCAAGUCGGAGAGACUUCCUCAAAAACAAAAGUUUGAAGAUCAGAUGCUAGGAGUUGUUACACACAAGUCUUUUGACAAAUCAAGCCACAACAUCAAGUUAUCAAGACAUGUAUCUCCCCUUAGAGAAGUUGUUGCUCAGAAAUCUUAUGGUCAUUCUCAUUUUGUAUGCACUGUUGGGCCCCAUCUCCUCAUAAGUGAUACCUUAUUAAUCCCUAAAGAUUUUGCAUUGGCAAAUGGUUUCUUCAACAUCAAGAAGCGUGAUUUGAUUGUCAGAGAUGAAAAAGAAAGGUCGUGGGAUGUUAUUUUACGUGCAUAUAGUACUUGUGUUCUUCUCAAAGAUGGAUGGGAUAAAAUCUGCGAUGCAAAUUGCUUAAAGGAGGGAGAUCAUAUAAUGUUUGAGGUUAUUACUGAUGGAAAUAAACCAAUAUGGAAAUUGCAUGGAAAAAUUUCUAAAGAAGAUGCAAGCAUCACUCAAGACGAUGGACUGAACAAUGAAGUCGUCUGUGAUGGAAAACAAAAAAGAGCAAUGAAGCAAUUGAACAUCAUCACCCCCACCCCCACUCCUCUUAGAUCUCGCAAUUACUCUAUUUGA